Molecule: messenger RNA, 1174 nt
Organism: Schistosoma bovis
Lineage: Eukaryota; Metazoa; Platyhelminthes; Trematoda; Strigeidida; Schistosomatidae
Source: the annotation of a GenBank genome assembly
UAGUAACAAAACAUUAGAAUUGACCAGUUCUUUUUGUCAUUAAAAGAGAAGAAUGAUAAAGAGAGUAUUUAAAACCAUACUUUUAUAUGUAUUAAAAAUAACUUCAUAAAUCAUGAAUCAAAGUUUGUUAGAGAAAUUUGUACAUAACUAUGAGUUAAAAUUAAAAGAAGUGUAUAGAAACUGUGAUACAUAUCGCCUUACUGAGUAUAAUGCAGCAGUCAAAAUCCAAGCAUGGUUUCGUGGUAUUCGAAUACGGUGCUACUUAAAACUUCUCGAAAAAUGUACAAUCAUCAUUCAAAAAACUUGGAGAGGCUAUCUAGGCCGUAAACAAUAUCGACUUAUAUUAUCUAAAACUGUUAUAGAAUAUCGACGAAAUAAAUUUAGUAAGGCUGCAGCAAAAAUUCAAAGUGCAUGGAAAGGUUAUUUAACCCGUAAAUAUAUAUUCAACUUUUAUUCACGUAAAGUUUAUCUAUCUGCACUAGUUGAUGUAGGGGAAUUUGUCAAAAAUCAAUUGUCUGAAUAUGAAAAAGAAAUGAAAUAUUUGGAAUGUAAAGAAAAGCAAGAAAAAGAACGGGACAGAAUAAUUAAUUGGGCAAAAUCACACCAUUUUCUGGUUUCAACAUGUUGUCAACCAGGAAUAUAUAAAAAUCCAAUGGAUAAAACAAUAAAUGACAAAGAGAAGCUUCUAUUAUCAGUAGUUCGUCAAGAAUUAAUUAAAACUAACAAUAAACAAGAAAAGAAAUCGUCGAUAAAACAAACAUUCCAUCAAAUGAAUUCAAUGAAUAAAGAAUUGCCAAAAAUUAAAGGCCCAUUUAAAAAUCCAGAAGAAGUGAAAAAAUGGAUAAAUAAACCAAUAAAUUUAUCAUUACGUGUAUCAACAGAUUAUUUUUCAUUAGAAAAAUCUCAACAAAUUUGGAAAUCUAAAGAAUGGAGUAAUAGAUUACAUGAUAAUAAUUUCUACACUGGUCAUCCACCAUCAACACCAUAUGAACGUUCAUUAUGGACAACAUCUGUGUACGGUUCAAUACCAUAUGGUACAAAACAUUUUCGUGCAUCAGAAGAUGAAAAUAAUUCAGCAAUACAUAAACAACCAAAAUUUCGUAAUAUAUUACCACCGAUUCCAUUAUUUGAUAAAUUUAAUAGAGAGUACAUACCAGGUUAUGCAACAGGAUGA